Molecule: messenger RNA, 5499 nt
Organism: Solea senegalensis (Senegalese sole)
Lineage: Eukaryota; Metazoa; Chordata; Actinopteri; Pleuronectiformes; Soleidae
Product: phosphatidylinositol 3-kinase regulatory subunit alpha-like
Exons: 17
Coding region: 1095-3248 (717 amino acids)
Biological process (GO): phosphatidylinositol phosphate biosynthetic process; insulin receptor signaling pathway
Cellular component (GO): phosphatidylinositol 3-kinase complex
Molecular function (GO): 1-phosphatidylinositol-3-kinase regulator activity; protein binding
Source: RefSeq, a predicted model, not a curated record
AAGAAGAAUAGCUAACCCUUACCCUGCAUUCAUUUUCACAGAGGGAGAGAUGAUUGCAUGAAUGAGCAAGUGAAAAUAGAAAUAAAUGACACGCAAAUCAAGUAAAAACACUAGUCAUUUCACUAUGUGAACGGGAACAGCAGAGCGGUCACCACUCAUCUCCCUCACAACUCCUGUUUUAACGGCACUGCGUUGAAAUCUCGGUCACCGGAUGUGACGUCAGUGCCGUGCCUCCUUGCCUAGUUGUAAUCUUUUAUAAUCUCUUAAAUCCACGUUUGGGUCGUUUCAACGCUACAGAUGUGAGCUGCAGAAGCUGUUGCAAAAUAUUAAAUAUUUAUUUGAAACGUUAUAAAUCAAUAAUGCACAUGAUAUUUUGAGAUAAUUCCGGAAUUUGCCGAUUCCUUUCCCUCGCCACUGUUGGUAUAUUCACAAGAUGAAUAUGGCGUUAAAGUUGGCUUUAGGGUGAACAUGGAUAUUUAUUUUUUAGUCCUCAAAAUAGUCUGAAAAUGUACCUAAAUUACUAAUAUUUCAUUUAAACGUUUGACAUUUUAAUGCCACAAAUGCGUUUGAUUUUGACAGUCCGCACCGGAAGUGCGUCGAGGUAUUUUGUCGUCUUGACGCACUUCUGCUAUGCUAACAUCAGACGGUUGAGCCACUUAAAACUUUGUCUUGGAUAUAUUCGGUAAAAUCAAUGAAGUUUUCUAUUUGGAAUUACAACCGGAUAUCGUGACUGCUCGUUGCUGUAUAAUGGCGCCUGCUCUUUACAGUACCGGAGGAUCUUCGUGGUGAAAGAAUUAAAAAGGUUCAUUCAUCGCAUCGCCAGAUGUGGCUUCUACCUCUGCUCAGACUCCUGUUCAUGAAUGGUGAAGAUACUUUGGUUGAGCGGCUGUGGCUCGGCCUGGAUGGAUGACAGGACACUAGCCGACAUGGAGACAGGGGAGACAUACAAACAGCUGGAAAUGCUACAUUUAUGAAGCCGAUAUUAUCUGGUUUAGAUCCCCUCAGGAUAAGUAAAAGCUAUUUUUAUAUAAAUAUUUUUAUUCAUCACUGUUUCUGAUAGUUAUUGCAAAGCCAUACAUACUCAAAACGUCAGGAUGAGCUCAGAGGGAUUUCAAUACCGUGCACUGUACGACUACAAGAAGGAGCGGGAGGAGGACAUCGACCUGCAUGUUGGGGACAUGUUGUUGGUCAGUAAAGGAGCACUGCUUGCACUUGGCUGCACUAAUGGAGCUGAAGAACGUCCAUCAGAGAUCGGAUGGCUGCCAGGCUUUAAUGAGACCACUCAGGAAAAAGGUGACUUUCCAGGAACAUACGUGGAGUUUAUUGGCAGAAAGAGAAUGUCCCCUCCCACACCAAAACCUCGCCCACCCAGACCGCCAUCUGCAGCAUCAGGGAGGACUGACUCAGAAUCGGAGUGCUUCAUGUUGCCAGAUCUCCCAGAUCAGUUUGGACCACCAGACACAGCCCCUCCCCUCCUUAGCAGACUGAUGGAGGCCAUAGAGACAAAAGGUCUCGACAGUCCCAGUCUUUAUCGCAGUGUGAGUGGAGGAGGUCUCGAUGCCCGGCAGCUGGCAGAUACUGACCCAGAGCAGCUGGAGGUGCCAUCACUCUGUGAAGGGGUGGUUCGGUUCCUGCUGGACCUCCCUGGCCCUGUCCUCCCAUCUUCACUACAGGCCGACAUGAUCCUUGCAGUGCAAGAGGUCCGAGACCCGGAGAACUGCGCCCAGAUGCUUCGAGGCGUGGCAAGCUCACCGGCCUGUCCCACCCAGUAUGGCUUGACCCUGCUCAGCGUCGUCCGGCACCUGGCCCGGGUCUGUUUUCAUGGUUCCAGAAACCAGCUGAGCCCUCGGAACCUGGCAGAGAGCUUCAGCCCUCUGCUGUUCAGACAGACGGCAGGGCCAGAGUCUGGUUUUGAUCCUCUGGUUCAGGUCCUGGAGGUUCUGAUAACCAGCGAGCUCAACAUGAACCAGGCUGCACCAGCUUUACCUCCAAAACCAGUCAAGUCAUCGACUUCAUCAGCUUCCAGUAGCUUUAACAACAGUAUUGCUCUGCAGGAUGCUGAGUGGUACUGGGGCGACAUUUCCAGGGAGGAGGUAAACGAGAAACUGAGAGACACAGCUGACGGUACAUUUCUGGUGCGAGAUGCCUCCACUAAGAUGCAUGGAGACUACACUCUAACGCUGAGGAAAGGAGGCAACAACAAGCUGAUAAAGAUUUUUCAUCGGGAGGGGAAGUAUGGUUUUUCUGACCCUUUGACCUUCAGCUCAGUGGUGGAGCUGAUCAACCAUUACCGCCAUGAAUCUCUGGCCCAGUAUAACCCCAAACUGGACGUCAAACUGCUUUACCCAGUCUCCAAACACCAACAGGACCAGGUGGUGAAGGAGGACAGCAUCGAAGCUGUGGGUAAGAAGCUCCAUGAGUAUCAUCUGCAGUACCAGGAGAAGAACAGAGAGUACGAUAGGCUGUAUGAAGAGUACACCAGGACAUCACAGGAGAUCCAGAUGAAGCGGACAGCCAUUGAGGCAUUCAACGAGACCAUAAAGAUCUUUGAGGAGCAGUGUCAGACUCAGGAGCGCUUCAGCAAAGAGUACAUUGAGAAGUUUCGUCGAGAGGGCAAUGACAAGGAGAUUCAGAGAAUAAUGGAGAACUACGACAAGCUAAAGUCUCGAAUCAGUGAGAUCGUGGACAGUAAACAUCAUCUCGAGGUGGAUCUGAAAAAACAGGCCGCUGACUACCGGGAGAUAGACAAGAAGAUGAACAGCAUCAAACCAGACCUUAUCCAGCUGCGCAAGACCAGGGACCAAUACCUCAUGUGGCUGACACAGAAAGGCGUUCGUCAGAGGAAACUGAACGAGUGGCUCGGCCUGAAAAAUGAAACCACAGAGGAUGAGUACAGUAUGGUGGAGGAUGAGGAAGACCUCCCCCAUCAUGACGAACGUCUCUGGCGUCUGGGAAACAUCAACCGCAGUCAGGCCGAGUCUCUGCUGCGAGGGAAGCGAGAUGGCACCUUUCUGGUCCGAGACAGCAGCAAACCGGGCUGCUACGCCUGCUCUGUGGUAGUGGAUGGGGAGGUGAAGCACUGCGUCAUCAACAAGACGAGCACUGGCUUUGGUUUCGCUGAGCCCUACAACCUUUAUGGAUCCCUAAAGGAGCUGGUGCUGCAUUAUCAGCACACAUCACUGGUCCAACACAACGACUCGCUCAACGUCACGCUGGCCUUCCCCGUCUACAGCCAGCAGAGGCGGUAACCCUGCCCCAGCACAUUUUCACAUACACCAUUAUCAUAGUCCAGCAGCCAGACCUCAUCUGCACACCUGGUCUGACACAUGUUCCCAAACAUCUCUCUAACCUGAUGCUGCAUUUAAAUCUCUGUGUGAAAAUGGCAUAAAGACAUUUGAAGAUCACAGUGAAACAGAAACACUUGUUGAACCCCCUCUCCCACGCCCGCAUGUUUUCUGUCAACUUCAUUAAGGCUACAUCCACAGUCCUGAUCUCUGUUCAGCAGGUGUUCCAGCUCCGUAUUGGAGGUUACCUGCGUCCACACUGACACACCUGGAAACCUAUAUCACCUGACCAUUCAGGUAGACUAGGCAUGCACAUGUUGGUGGAAACAGAAGGCAGAACUGACAUGGCAUGACAUUGUGAGACUGAAAUGACAGCUGUUCAGACUAAAACAAAGCCCUGGAGUUAAAACUAAAAUCAGUCAGCAGUGUUUACAAAUGUGUCCAUUUUGAGAGCUUUAAUAAUACGAGGGUGGCAUUGACAGUAGGCAUAUCAGAUUAAUGUGUUUUAAAUGAUAACAGAGUAGAGUGGACCUAGCCUAUGGAUAUAGCCAUUCAAAUGCAGCAUCUUAUGUGCACACAAAUACAUCAUCAAUGAAGACAUACACUCAAACAAUAAUGAAGUUGUUGCGAUGCACUGCAGUGGGUAUCUGUUGCAGUUCGCAACUGUCAGCACAUUUUUUGAUAAUCGGUGCCAAAGAAGUGGGUCAAACUGGUCUUUGUCCUCUGCAGUGAGGGAAAUGUGGUGGUCAUAGUCCAUGGUCUUUGUUUAGAUCUUUGGUUUAAUGUGUUAGUAUUAAUUCACGGAGGCUACAGCAACUUCAGUCAUCUCAGUAGUUCUCACAUUUUGUUGCUUAAUGAAGGACAUGACUGAAGGGUAACCACACUGGUGCCUCAGUUAUAAACACCUCCAUUUAGAUGUUGCAUAUGAAUGGAUCCUUAGUCUCAUUUAAACAUGGCACUGCUUGAAACAUAAUACAUUAAAGUAAAGUCAAGUUGUCAGUGGAAAAGUUGAAAAAAUAUUUUUUAAAGAAAAAUUGGCACAUUUGCCUUUAACAUGACUAGGAACCCAUUGAUGAUAAUUCAUUUUUGUUUUUCUCAACCAGAUAUUAACAGCUUCUUCUUUACCUUAUUAACAAUGAACACGUUGUUAAAAAUGUGUUAAUGGUAGCAUUCUCAGGCUAAAACCAGGUGCUUUCUUUUUACGGUGUGCAAGAUUAACCCUGAAUGCCUCUGGAGGACUAAUUUGAAUGUCCCAGGUGAAGUUAAGGUUUUGAGAGACAAAGUUCCAGAGUGUCAUGUCAGACCGUGGUUCUGUUCUGGACUAAAGUACAGCAGGGGGAGCUGGAAGGAGGUUAACCCUUUAAGCACACUUCUCAGCUGCUGCUGACAAAGACAACUGAAGCAGAGUGCUGUUGAUGACAAUGAUGUUGUAUACAGUCAAUGGUGGACCAUCCAGGGAGAGCGUGGUAUUUAAAACACUGUGAGUGACUCUGAACGAGGUUUAAAAUGAAGGUGAAUCAACAAAUCUGCAUUUCACUUCAGGAAAGAGAAAACCUUCAUCCAAACCAUAGACAGUGUUUUCCAGGUUCCUGAAUCUUGAGAUUUCAUUAGGACUUAGGGAUUGUAGUUUUAAUUUCAAACAAGAGGGUUGCUUUAAUUUUUGCAGAGUGGACAUAUGAUUCAUUUAUUCUUUCAUUUCAGUUUACGUCUGUUCUGAGUAAUCAAACAUCCAUGUCAGUUGGAUCGUGAAUGUGAAUCUUAUAGAAAAAAAAAAAAACAGGAAACGGAUCCUAUUUUGACGUUUGUGUUCAAACGUUUUUGAGAUUAAGUUUCAGUGGACAUAAGGACAAUGCAACAAUAAAAAUCUGAACCACAACUUUUCAUCUUAAUGUUUUUGUUUUUUUGUAUAUUAAGAGAAGUGACUUGGUACAAGAAAUGUUUGAGGAUUUCAGGGUGUCUGUUGUCAUGGUGACAUGUGGUGAAAACCGUCACUUUUUGAAACUGAGCUUUUUCUCAACGUGUGGAUCCUUCAGAAUCGCAACAUUACAAAAUGUUUGUAAAUGUCCUGAACAUUUCAAUCUCAUUCUUCUCCAGAUUACUUUCUGUAACAUGUGGUAGAUUGUGGGAUGGAGAUAUGACAUGAACAUCAGACAAUGUGGAAAGGAAGUGAUGGAAAGUUUCAGCUCUAAAUAAAACCGUUUUCUAAUGAUCUGAA